Messenger RNA from Urocitellus parryii (Arctic ground squirrel), 2303 nucleotides. It is a transcript of the gene Slc10a3, whose product is annotated as solute carrier family 10 member 3. Gene Ontology annotation, cellular component: membrane. NCBI's taxonomy places the organism in Eukaryota, Metazoa, Chordata, Mammalia, Rodentia, Sciuridae. Gene Ontology annotation, molecular function: bile acid:sodium symporter activity. The record is from RefSeq and is a predicted model, not a curated record. Gene Ontology annotation, biological process: bile acid and bile salt transport.
CGGGGCGGGGCCCUGGCGGGCCGAGCUCGCGGGCGUCCGCCGCCCCGGCAGGCGCUGGUGUUGAGCUUUGCAGCUACGGCGGCAGGGUCUCAUUAAGUUGCUGAGGCUGGCUUUGAACUUGGGAUCCUCUUGCCUCAGCUUCCUGAGCCACUGGGAUUACAGGUGUGUGCCACUACACCCAGCUUAUAUCUGCAUCUUGAAACCAGUGUUGAGCAGGCUAAUGGUGACAGGACUGGAAGUGGCUGUCCUGAAUCUCUUGGUAUCAGGACAUCUCUGCAAGGUCGCUGAGGUGGACAACCCCAAGGAAAUCAGCAGGUAUCAGCAGAGAGAGCCCUGCCAUCAGGAAAGCAGCACAAGACCAGGACCUACUGAUGGACCUUUUUCAGGACAACCCAACAGCCGUGGUGCUUUCCUAAGCUGCAGAAGACCUGGGCACACCUUCUGGAAGAGCCAUGAUGUUCAGGAGGGGUAGGGGCAGCUCUCAGCAGUGGCCUGGCCUGAGAGGGGAGUGUGGUUGCACAGGCCACCUAGGUAUGCUCAGAGCUGCCCUGCUGCUCAUCAGCUUACCAUGGGGGGCCCAAGGGAUGGCCAGUGCCAACCUCAGCACUGCUCUGGGCCACACUGUGCCAUUGACAGAGGGUCGUUACUUGAGCAUUGGAGAUGGCUCUGUGAUGGAGUUUGAGUUUCCUGAGGAGAGUGAGGGCAUCAUUGUGAUCUCAAGCCAAUACCCAGGCCAGGCAAAUGGAACAGGGCCUGGCCCCACACUGAAGGUCACAUCCCUGGACACAGAGGUGCUGACCAUCAAGAAUGUGAGUGCCAUAACCUGGGGUGGUGGGGGUGGCUUUGUUGUAAGCAUCCACUCAGGUCUGGCUGGACUGGCUCCACUCCAUAUCCAGCUCGUGGAACCUCAUGAGGCCUCACCCAUGCUGAUUGAGGAGCGGAGAGAUUUCUGCAUCAAGGUGUCACCUACUGAAGAUACCCCUGCUACCCUCAGCACCAGCCUGGUCCACUUCUCGGAGAACCCAAUACUCUACAUGCUCUUGCCUCUUAUCUUUGUCAACAAGUGUUCAUUUGGUUGUAAAGUAGAACUUGAGGUUCUGAAGGGGCUCCUGCAGAGCCCCCAGCCCAUGCUUCUGGGCCUCUUGGGCCAGUUUCUGGUCAUGCCCUUGUAUGCUUUCCUGAUGGCCAAAGUCUUCAUGCUGCCCAAGGCCCUGGCUUUGGGCCUCAUCAUUACCUGCUCAUCACCUGGAGGUGGGGGGAGCUACCUCUUUAGCCUCCUUCUUGGAGGGGACGUCACCCUGGCCAUCUCCAUGACUUUCAUCUCAACUGUAGCUGCCACUGGUUUCCUGCCACUGUCCUCAGCCCUCUACAGCUAUCUUCUCAGCAUCCAUGAAACUCUCCAUGUGCCCAUCUCCAAGAUCCUGGGGACCCUGCUAUUCAUUGCCAUCCCUAUUGCAGCAGGAGUGGUGAUCAAGUCCAAGCUCCCCAAGUUCUCUCAGCUGCUGCUUCAGGUCAUCAAGCCCUUCAGCUUUGUGCUCAUCCUGGGUGGCCUCUUCCUGGCUUACCGCAUGGGGGUAUUCAUCCUGGCAGGAGUCAGGCUACCCAUUGUACUGGUGGGCCUCACUGUGCCCCUGGUUGGCCUCUUGGUGGGCUACUGCCUGGCCACAUGCCUAAAGCUGCCAGUGGCCCAGCGGCGGACGGUCAGCAUUGAGGUAGGGGUGCAAAACAGCCUACUGGCUUUGGCCAUGCUACAGCUGUCCCUUCGCCGCCUUCAAGCAGACUAUGCCUCCCAGGCCCCCUUCAUUGUGGCCCUGAGUGGUACCUCAGAGAUGUUGGCCUUGGUCAUUGGCCACUUUAUCUAUAGCAACCUGUUCCCAGUUCCAUGAGGCACCUGGGUCAAGCUUUUAUCGCCCAACCACCACACUCCAUCCCCUGUCCCCACAGUUCUUGUGUACCAAAGGCCUUUAGUUCUCAUGCACUAUGCACUCAGACAAAUCCAAGCUUAUUUUUUUUUACUGGUUUUUUAUUCUCCAGCUUUCAGUGCCAAAGAGGCCAUGCUGAAUUAGGUAGGUGGGCAGUGCCCAGAAAAUAUAUUUCAAUAAAAGAGAGAAGCAAGCUCGGGUCCCUUCCAGUUUUUGCCCCUUAGGACCUGGAGGUGGGGGAAGGAAAAGUGUGUGUGGAUAAGUGUGGGCCAGGGUAAGGGUGAGCUUGAGUGGCACGGUGACCUCUGCCCUGGCUUUCUCUAUCAGUUCUUGCCAUUUAGCCCCUCACUGAGUGAGGUGGCCUCUUGGUUCUGGAUGAAG